This is a messenger RNA of Glossina fuscipes, 3973 nucleotides long. RefSeq lists its product as uncharacterized. The record is from RefSeq and is a predicted model, not a curated record. The transcript has 9 exons. Gene Ontology annotation, molecular function: microtubule binding; beta-tubulin binding. NCBI's taxonomy places the organism in Eukaryota, Metazoa, Arthropoda, Insecta, Diptera, Glossinidae. The coding region runs from base 311 to 3904 and encodes 1197 amino acids.
GUUUGAUAUAUAUAUACAGUAUUAUAUUUUCGGAUACUCAUAUCUAUUGAUAAUUAAUAUUUAGCUUUGAGUUGGUUGUCAAUUAGAAAUAUACAUUUUCUUAACUGUUAACAUACAUACAUUAGAAAAUAUUAUCAAACACUUGCACAAAUAUUAUAUUUUACGCAAAUAUUAUAUUUUUCUAAGAAUUUUGCUUAGAAAUAAAACAGAAACGCAAAAGUUGAUUACAUCGUAGGAAAUAUUAAUAAAAAAAAAAAAAAUAAAAAAAUUAAAAAUAAAAAAAAAACAUAUAGAAGAAGAAAAAAAGAUAAUGGCAAAAGCUACUAAGAAAGUGAACAAAAUGGCGUCCUUUAGGCCGUACGAUAACUACUACAUCGUUACACUAGAGGAACUUCAAGCACGUGAAUAUAAAUGUAUGCAACAAUUACUGGAAUUAAGAGCAUGUCUUAAUUACAUUAAUGUGGCUGAUAGGCAACAGAAGAGAUUGGAUGUUAAAGCAGAUUUGUUAGAAAAAUGGAAGGCCUAUGUUCAUUGUGAUCCAUUACCAAAACCCUAUUUGACACCCGACAUACGAGCAUUCUAUGAAAGAAAGAAAAUUUACGAAAAUAGAUCUGUUGAAAGGCAUAUCGAUUGGGCUCUACCUAUUGAUGAACGCAGUAUACUCAGUCAAGACGUUGCCAGAGUAGAUAAAACGCGUCACGCCGUAGAACAGCUACUAAAAGAAGAUUUUGGCCCGGAAUACGAUAAAAGCGUAAAUGAAUCAAUAAAAGUUAUACGAAGUAUUGAUAGUUACUUGGACAAUGACAGUGAAUCGCUGAAGGCUAAACGACAACUUCUAGAGGACAUUAUUGAAGUGAAGAAAAAUAUACAAAAAGAAAUAUGUGAUUCCUUUAAUCGCUACACCUACAGAAUUAUUUCUUCCGAAGAUGUUAAUAUGAAUCCAGUGAAUGCUUUAACUUUAGAGUAUAGUUUCGUUGGUGAAAAUUUUGCGAUUCAUUUAUGGUCAUUAAAAAAUGUACCGAUACGUUUUACUCAUAUACAGGAACCACGAAUGAUGGCAUAUUUGUAUAAGCUAAACCUAUCUAUGCAUAUUCCUUAUUCAAUGUUGCGUCAAGGUAUGACAAUACAAGCAAUUCACAUGAAUUUUGAUCACAUUAGCGAAUAUGCGAAAAGUUUUAAACAGGAAAUUGCCAUGUCCGUGAGAUUCCUAAACGCUGGCAUUCAAGAUUUAUCUGAAUGCUUAGUCAACGAAUUUAAGAUGCAACUUGAUAUUCAGAAGAGGGUUCGCCAAACAAUUAUGGAUAAAUAUCGAGAAUAUGAAGAAAAAGUACUUGCGUUAAAGCAAGCUGAGGAAGAAGCGGCAAAGAAUCGAAAAAAAAGUCCAAAAAAAAUUGUGACACCGAGCAAAAUGCCUAAAGCGCCGCAAUUUCUAGAAAAAGAUGAAUUUCCAGAUAUUUAUCCUGAUUUUCUUCUCGAAGAACAACAAGAAUUUGAACUCUUUAUAAAUACAUUUUAUAAUCCGAAAAUAUUUAAUUUAAGCUUCGAUGAGAUAAAUCUUAAAAAAUAUUGCAUUUUGGGAGGCGUAUAUCAAUUGAAUUUCGUGCAGAAACCGAGACAAGCGGCCUUCAAUUAUGCUGGCAUUAAUAUGACUUGGCAUACCGAGGAGCAUGAACUAAUGAUUGAAAAGCAUUUGUAUAUACCCGAGAAACACCUCUUACCCGGUAAACGUUCGCUACGGUAUUCUAUCAAUGAAGAACAAGCCAAAGCUGAGGCGAUAUCCACUGACACUGGCGUAUUAGCCGAGAAUAUUGAUCCGGAAAAUCCGUGGUUCGUAUUAACGUUUAAAUUGCCGGACUAUCUGUGUUAUUGGAGUGAACCAAUAGCCUGUCAAUAUGAAUUGAUAGAAGAAAUUAUCGAAAUUACAGAAGAAGCCAGAACAUCCGAAGGUGAAAUUCAGAGGCAAACAAAACUUUUUCACGACAGAGAUUCCGCAUUUGAGAAAAUUUUGGUCGAUGAUGUAAAUAUGGGAAGCAUUCUAGUAGCACGGGGUAUGUCUCUCGUACCAUCUAGAUCGAAUUAUUUUGCCCCCUCAGCUGCGAGUCUGCGCUUGUCGCUGAAGAAAGAGGAACAGCAACAUUAUGCAGACGAUGGCAUUCUUUAUCUUAAUGAUUUUAGCUUGAAGCGAAACUUUAACACUGCCCAAGUGCGUAACAUUGAGAGGCAUUGUGUGCCGCAUCUUUUGUCUUCAUAUAAAUUUCCAAAAGAAAUUAAAGAAGAGGAAAUCCAAGCCGCAUUACGCAGUCGACGCAGAGGUACAACUCUUCUUCCCCGCAAAAGGGACGACAUUGACGAACUCGAGGAAAAAUCGACCCGUUUGUUUACCUUCGACGAAAUGCAAACAAAUCCGGAACGUUUAUACAUGUUCUUUAAUAAAACCGAAGAUUUGUAUAUUGCCAAUCAUAUACGAGAGUUUCAAGGUCAUUUACCUUCGGAACCGGAAACGUUUUAUCAAUUAGUCAGAACGUUAACAUUAGUAAAACGACUUUUUCAAUUCAACAUACGUCAUAUAUUGGAAUUGGAACCGCACAAACCAAAAAUAGAUUUUCAAACCUAUCGACAAAGAAAACUUGAGAAACAGAGAAGGAAAGCAAAAAAACUAGACAAAGCCGAUAUAGGCACAGAUAAAAAGGAGCGUGGUCGAUCUACUAGGGCGGCGACUAUUAGACCUUCUGCUAGAGCGUCCUCUCGAGCUGUUAUGACUCGUGCACCUUCGAUUGCAUCAAGAAGUCCAGCUGCCAGAGCGUCUGUCCGAACAACUGUCAGAUCAUCCAUAAGGCAAGUUGCAAGACCAUCUACAAGAUCAUCGUCUAGAGGAUCGGUUAAACUUGCCGCCAGACGCAGGUCGUCGGUUUCCGUUCGAGCAUCUCGCAGGGGAACCAUUGGUGGCUUUACAACGCAGGCAACGGGAAAACCACGACGAGUAGAGAAACUCGCUGACUGGGAGGACACCUCAUCCAGUGAAGAGAGUAUUGAUAGAAAGGAUGCUAUCGCUAUCCAAAAAGAGGAAGAUACUCCAAAGACUAAGACUAUUACAUAUUCACACUGGACCACAAAAUAUAUCAAAAGGCAAAGUUUUGAUAAAGCACAAAAUAAAUACAUUAUCGAAACAGACCGAUUGGGUUAUAUAGGUUUUGCUUUUAGACGCUAUGAGCAUUUUCCAUUCAAAUAUUGGGACCUACAGCCUAGCGAAACAAACCCAGAAAAUGAGGUGGUUCUUACACUCGAUACCCAACAUGUGAGAUGUGUCUUAUAUAUAACUGGAGAAGGUAUACGUGGUCAUGUCACAGAUCCUAGUAAAAAAUUUAUACGCAAUCCGAAAAUGUAUUUGGUUAUUGAUGAACCGCUUAAGGAUUAUGGUGAAUUUAAGCGACGUUUUAAGGAAAAAAAUCUUAAUAUAUUUGCCGAGCAUGAUGCACGCUUUUAUAUAGAAAAUGGUUAUUUCUCGGAAAAGCAUUUAGCAAUGGAAUUGCAUACGUAUUGCUGUAUGGCACUUCAUAGCACUCAAAUGAAAUACGGUUUUAGUGAAUGGAAUCGUUUAAGUAAACGACGUGACAUUAUUUUAAAAUAUGUACAAUAUCAGGAUGAUCCUCAAAAUACGGUAGCAAUUCAUGUCACCCCUGAAGCGGCGACAUUCGUUGAUGUACAAGAGUUGUGCUCAAUUAACACCGAUGAUAUUAACUUGGCUUUUAUCCCUACAUGGCGCAAUGUUAAUCCUUAUUGUGAUCUACAUCAGACAAUUUGCUCAAUGUAUCCUAAUGCUAUUGAUUUACGUUGCCGGAAUUCAAAGUUAAUUUGCUGCUUGAAAUCACUUCUUAGUGAAAUACGACCAUUAAGCUAUUCAUAGGAUCUCAUAAAUCUUUAGAUCCAUAACAAUUUGGUUUUUUUUUUUUCUUCAAUAAUAUUAAAUUAUUAA